AUGGCAGUCCAGGCGGCGCUCCUCAGCACGCACCCCUUCGUCCCCUUCGGCUUCGGGGGCUCCCCGGACGGGCUGGGAGGCGCCUUCGGAGCCCUGGACAAGGGCUGCUGUUUCGAGGAUGAGGAGACCGGGACGCCGGCGGGCGCGCUGCUGGCGGGCGCCGAGAGCGGGGACGCGCGCGAGGCCACCCGCGACCUGCUCAGCUUCAUCGACUCCGCGUCUAGCAACAUCAAGCUGGCCCUGGACAAGCCCGGCAAGUCGAAGCGGAAGGUGAACCACCGCAAGUACCUGCAGAAGCAGAUCAAGCGCUGCAGUGGCCUCAUGGGCGCCGCGCCCCCGGGCCCGCCCUCCCCAGGAGCCGCCGACACGCCCGCCAAGCGGCCGCUCGCCGGCACCGCCGCAGGCGCCCAGACGGUCCCGGUCCCGGCCCACGGCAAGGCGGCUCCCCGGCGGGAGGCGUCGCAGGCCGCGGCGGCCGCCAGCCUGCAGAGCCGGAGCCUGGCCGCGCUCUUCGACUCGCUGCGCCACGUCCCUGGGGGCGCCGAUCCGACCGGGGCUGCGGAGGCGGCGCCCGCUGCUGGGCUCGUGGGCGGGGACGCGGCUGGCUCUGCGGGCGGCCCGGCGGCCCCCGGCGCCAGGAAGGUCCCGCUGCGGGCCCGCAACCUGCCGCCAUCCUUCUUCACCGAGCCGUCCCGGCCGGGCGGCGGCGGCGGGUGCGGCCCGUCGGGGCCCGGCGUGAGCCUGGGCGACUUGGAGAAGGGCUCAGAGGCCGCCGAGUUCUUCGAGCUUCUGGGGCCCGACUACGGCGCGGGCACCGAAGCGGGUGCCUUACUCGCCGCGGAGCCUCUCGAUGUGUUCCCCGCCGGGGCCGCCGUCCUGCGGGGACCUCCGGAGCUGGAGCCCGGCCUGUUUGAGCCCCAGCCCGCGAUGGUGGGGAGCCUACUGUACCCCGAGCCCUGGAGCGCCCCGGGCGGCCCCGCGACCAAGAAGCCGCCGCUGCCCGCGCCCCGCGGUGGCUUGACCUUGAACGAGCCCUUGCGCUCCGUGUACCCCGCCGCCGCGGACUCUCCGGGCGGGGACGAUGGGCCCGGCCUCUUGGCCUCGUUCGCCCCCUUCUUCUCAGACUGCGCUCUGCCCCCGGCGCCGCCGCCGCCGGCCCAACAGGUGUCCUACGACUACAGCGCGGGCUACAGCCGCUCGGCGUUCGCCGGCCUUUGGAGGCCCGACGGGGCUUGGGAAGGGGCGCCCGGGGAGGAGGGGGCGCCCCGGGAUUGA
Rangifer tarandus platyrhynchus (Svalbard reindeer) is the source of this 1275-nucleotide messenger RNA. Lineage: Eukaryota; Metazoa; Chordata; Mammalia; Artiodactyla; Cervidae. The record is from the annotation of a GenBank genome assembly.